AAAAAUUAAAAUCUCGUCACACUUUUAUACAUAACAUUCGCAUCAUACCAUUACAUUACAUUAUUUCCCACUCGAAUCCCAGAGUACACUCAAUGGACGGCGGAACGCAACCGCUGCUGCAGCGGCGACCACCGGUGGAACCACCACAAGGAAAUGGAGAUUUCACCGCCAUUCUCACCGUUCUAUUUGGCUUCAUUGUUAUCGUCUCCAUGGUUCUGAUUCCAUCUUCAUCACCAACCCUGAAGAACAGCUUAACGAUACUGCAUCAAGUUCCUGAAGGUCAUGUUGGGGUUUACUGGAUGGGGGGUGCCCUCCAGAAGACAACUACAACUCCAGGUUUUCAUCUGAAAUUACCUCUAAUAACCCAUUACGAGCCUGUUCAGGUGACCCUUCAAACUGAUACGGUGAGGGAUAUCCCUUGUGGGACCAAAGGGGGUGUUAUGAUCAACUUUGACAGAAUAGAGGUUGUUAACCGCCUAAAAAAGGAAUCUGUGUAUGAUACCCUUCUCAACUAUGGUGUAGAGUAUGACCAUACUUGGAUAUAUGAUAAAAUCCAUCACGAGAUCAAUCAAUUCUGUAGUGUUCACUCCCUUCAAGAUGUUUAUAUCGACAUGUUUGAUCAGAUCGAUGAAACAAUGAAAGAUGCCCUUCAAGCUGACUGUACACGUUAUGCACCAGGCAUUGAAAUUAUCAGUGUCCGUGUCACAAAGCCUAGCAUCCCAGAAAGUGUAAGGAGAAAUUUUGAACAGAUGGAAGAUGAACGCACCAAGGUAUUGGUAUCAGUAGAAAGGCAGAGAGUUGCUGAGAAAGAGGCGGAGACGCAAAAGAAGAUAGCUAUCACAGAAGCUGAGAAGAAUGCUUAUGUCAGCAAAAUUGUAAUGGAACAGAAGUUGAUGGAAAAAGAUAGUUUAAGAAAGCAAGAAGAAAUUUCUAAUGCAAUGUAUCUCGCUCGAGAAAAGAGCUUGGCUGAUGCCAAAUAUUACCAGACCAUGAAAGAGGCUGAAGCAAAUAAAUUGAAACUUACACCUCAGUUUCUGGAGCUUAAAUUUAUCGAGGCGAUUUCCAACAACACCAAGAUGUUCUUCGGAAACAAGAUACCGAAUAUGGUGAUGGAUCAAAGGCUACUUGGGAACUUUUUGCAAGAUUUGGAAGGAAGAAGGAACUUGGAAGCAUAGGUUGUGGUUUUGUCAAUCAUGCUGCGGAUUGUCAUUUUCGAGGUCUGGAAUGAAACUCAUCUUUCGAACCUGGAUUCUUUUAUUGAAAUCAGACCGUAUGAAUAUUAGAUUGCUUUGGUCAUUAUACUUUUUUUCUAGUGGUAUAUAAUGAAUCAUGGA
Messenger RNA from Helianthus annuus (common sunflower), 1334 nucleotides. Its product is annotated as erlin-2-B. The record is from RefSeq and is a predicted model, not a curated record. Bases 93 to 1175 code for a protein of 360 amino acids. Gene Ontology annotation, cellular component: endoplasmic reticulum membrane; endoplasmic reticulum. The transcript has 9 exons. Gene Ontology annotation, molecular function: cholesterol binding; ubiquitin protein ligase binding. NCBI's taxonomy places the organism in Eukaryota, Viridiplantae, Streptophyta, Magnoliopsida, Asterales, Asteraceae. Gene Ontology annotation, biological process: SREBP signaling pathway.